Messenger RNA from Ceutorhynchus assimilis (cabbage seed weevil), 315 nucleotides. Lineage: Eukaryota; Metazoa; Arthropoda; Insecta; Coleoptera; Curculionidae. The record is from the annotation of a GenBank genome assembly.
AUGCAAAAGUGUAGGGUGUUGGAUUGUCCAAAUAAUGAUCCAUCAAAGCUCGACCGUUCAUUAACGUUUCAUAGAAUACCCAAUGAUCCUUACUAUCGGCAGAAAUGGCUGGAAAACUUGGGUAUGGAAGAUUUAACGCAAACUGAUAAUUUUUACGUUUGCAAUAUUCAUUUUGACGAAAACGACUUCCAACUAGAUCACUCCAAUCACCUCUCAGCUCAAUGGCGCAGCCGCCCAAUAGCUGACCAAUUUGUUUUUGUGUUGAUGGGUUCAUGGGUUGGCUUGUUUUCAAGUUUGUUUGUGUUGAUACCGUAG